AUGUCGACGACGACAAACCCAGCAUCAAGCUCAAGCUCCGUCACUGUGAUCAACAGGUUCACCUACGAAGAUGCCUCUACCAACGACACAGCCACCAACGCCACCACUUUCACCCCGAACAAGCCAUUUUAUCUUCAAUCUCUGUGUACCUCUGGUCUCCAAAUCAGUGGUCUUUACGCAGCCCUCAUCUCCACUAAUUCAAAUCCUGCUCUCCAAUUCACGACUUCUGCUUCUCUGGCUAGUCGUUUCUAUCUCUCAACCUCCGGAUACUUAUACGUCAUGCCUUCCUCCUCUACACCAUGGACCUCCUUCUCUGAUGAGAUGCUGAUGGCGAACAUCGAUCAAGGAGCAACAGACAUGGAUUUCUUCUUCAACGAGGAAGCCGAGAUUGCUGCAAUGGGUGCAGAAAAGGCAAAGUGUGGUGUUGAUGAUGAUGAUGGCGUGUUGCAAUUGCUAUAA
Aureobasidium vineae is the source of this 459-nucleotide messenger RNA. The record is from the annotation of a GenBank genome assembly. Lineage: Eukaryota; Fungi; Ascomycota; Dothideomycetes; Dothideales; Saccotheciaceae.